Ascoidea rubescens DSM 1968 is the source of this 1220-nucleotide messenger RNA. RefSeq names its product Hsp70 nucleotide exchange factor FES1 (gene FES1). The record is from RefSeq and is a predicted model, not a curated record. Bases 34 to 915 code for a protein of 293 amino acids. Lineage: Eukaryota; Fungi; Ascomycota; Saccharomycetes; Ascoideales; Ascoideaceae. The transcript has a single exon.
CAGUCUUAUUGAUUUCAACAUUAUCAGCUUACAAUGGAGAAACUUUUGCAGUGGUCAAUUGCCAACACCCAGGGAGAUGCUCAAGCCAAAGAAAGAGCAGGAAAUCCUGAUCCCAAUGCUUUGGCCCAAUUACUUGGAAAUGUUGUUGAUGAUGUUACGUUGAUGAGAGAAAAUCUCAAAAAUGCAUCCAAUCCUGAACUUUCCUUGGAAAAUAGAGAGAUCUCUCUAGAUAAUUUCGAAAUGUUAAUUGAAAAUCUCGACAAUGCCAAUAAUAUCCAGAAUUUAAAACUUUGGGAUCCAUUAUUAAACCUUUUAAAUGCAAAAGAACCUUCAAUUAGAUCAUUGGUUUGUUCAAUCAUUGGAACCGCUGUUCAAAAUAAUCCAAAAUCCCAAAAAAAUUUUACUUCUUAUGACAAUUCAAUCAAAAAAUUAAUUCAAAUAUCUCUCGAUAAAAGCGAACAGACAUCUGUUAAAAUAAAAGCUUUAUAUGCAUUAUCUAAUUCAUGCAGAAACUUCGAAAAAGGUUAUGAAUUAUUUGAAGCUGAAAAUGGUUGGUUAAUAGUUUCCGAUUUAAUUUUUGAAACAGGAAAAAAUAACCUUUUAAAUUAUAAGUUGCAAUUAAGAUUCUUGUCCUUAUUAUCAUCUUUAUUAUCAACAGCUUUCAAUAAAAAAAAAGAAAAUUUCAUUCAAAAUGAAAAAGUUAUACAAAUUUUAACAAAAUUGGCAACUCAAAAUAUUGAAAAGAUAAGUUUCAUUGAUAACUCCUUAAACAUAAUCGGUCAAUUGAUUAGCCAUAAUUACAAUUUUAAUGACCAAGAAAAAAGUCAUAUUAUUACCUUACUCGAAAACUUAGAUAAUGUGAAAAAUGAAUUAUCAAAAGAGGAUUAUAAACUUGUUCAAAGUUUAACUGUUUAGUUUUUUAAUAUUUUUAUUUCACUAUUUUUAUGGUUGCACUUUUUUUAUACUGGCUUUCAAUUCCUUUUUAUAGUUACAGCGCUUUAUUGUUUAAUUUUUUUAUAUUAUAAUAUAACAAACUUUUCAUCUAAAUGUAAUUUUUUUUAAUUAUUUAAGAUCUCGUUAGGAUCAUUUGAAGUAAACAAUUUUUUUAAUGAAACAUCAAGUGAAUCUCUCGCGAGUUUUUUACCAUCAAACCCUUUUCCCAAUCCAUCACCUUUAAUAUAUGUUUCCAGAAUAGACAUUAAAGAUGGAAACUUUUCAGA